Molecule: messenger RNA, 423 nt
Organism: Penicillium argentinense
Lineage: Eukaryota; Fungi; Ascomycota; Eurotiomycetes; Eurotiales; Aspergillaceae
Exons: 2
Coding region: 1-423 (140 amino acids)
Source: RefSeq, a predicted model, not a curated record
AUGGGCCAGAGACACAACCGACGCCGAACACGCCCUCGCUCCCGCAAUCGAAACACCGCUAGUCAAGAUAUACCGGCUUCGACAGUCUUCCAUACUCUAGGCUCGCCAUUGUUGGCCACAUCAUCCAUUUGGCCGCCCCAAUCUAUAUUAUCGGAGCUGCCCGCCACGAGCUAUCAACCUGCUUCAUGUAUUUCACUUGGAUCGCCGGCUCCCGCACACCUUGCCCCGACUUGGCACUAUGGGUAUACGGCCUGGCAGAUCCGUGAGAACGCCCCGCGGGAAAGUGGCGGAUUGGAAGCCGAGCAGUGUCGUCUCUUUGGCGGCGAGCCUGGCGACGACGUGGGUCUCUGCUACCGCAUGCUGGAGUAUUUUGGUGGACUCGAUUAUAUCGACUCUACACGCAACAGCACUCUCGGAGAUUGA